Messenger RNA from Pelecanus crispus (Dalmatian pelican), 519 nucleotides. The record is from RefSeq and is a predicted model, not a curated record. Lineage: Eukaryota; Metazoa; Chordata; Aves; Pelecaniformes; Pelecanidae.
AUGGCACGCUCUCUGAAUGAGUGGCUGUGGCAGCAUGAGUUCUGGCUGCCCCCAGGAAUCACCUGGGAGGACAUGCAAGAGUCUGAAGACGUCCAUUACCCUCAGCCUCGUGAUCUCCUGCUCAGUGUCCCUUUUGCUUUAAUCUUGGUUGUCAUUCGAUGUGCCUUUGAAAGAGCCAUAGCCCUGCCCCUCAGUAGCAAACUGGGUGUGAGAGACAAGCAGAGACCAAAAGCUCAGCCCAACCCCACACUGGAAACAUUCUACAGUACGCGCUGCAAGAACCCUGAAGAGGGUGAGCUGAUCAGUUUAGCCAAACAGUGCGAGCUGCCGGUGAGGAAGGUGGAGAGGUGGUUCCGGUGCCGGAGGAACACAGACCGACCCAGCCUGUCGAAGAAGUUUUGUGAGGCCUGCUGGAGGUUUACAUUUUACAUCAUUUCUUUCUUCACUGGACUUGCAGUCCUGUACGAUAAGCCUUGGCUUUGGGACCAUAGAGAGUGCUGGACAGGAUAUCCACAACAG